AGCAAAAUCAGUGAAUACUUUGCGCUCAAAUGGAACUGUUGUUAUUUGUUUGCUGUAACUUCCAGCAGCGUGCAUGAUUUUUAACUUCAGACAUUCAUACAUAUAUGCAUACAGAUGUAUGGUUUGGGUUGAAAUGACAUUCAGACGUUCGAAAAACAUCGAAUUCAUCACUUGAUGGAUGAAAUCCGCUGAUCACUUUCAUUUCGGUAACAAAAAUCGGUAGGGUUACCUUAACUGUGGCAUAAUAAAAAAUUUAGUAGUGCAAAAGCUAUACUGAAACACACAAAUAAAAUAAAAAAAAUGUUUUAGAAGAAAUGUGUAAUUCAAUUCAGCGGAGAGUGUUUGGCAUAAUACAGUAUACUAGUAUAAAUGCUUAUACGAACAUACCUGCAUGCAUGCAUUAAAAAGUGCGACUCCAAGCAAUUAAACGGAGCAUAUAUGAAUUAUAACUUUAGUGAUGACCGAAAAAAAAAUAAAUAAUAUUAAUUUCUAAAUUAAACUUACAACAUUAUUCAAUUAAAUUUGAAUCAGUGAUCGCACGCAAAGUAUAUUAUAGAAAUGUAGCAAUAUGAUUGCUGAAAACCCCACUGAUUGUUAUAUAUUUUUCAUAUUCUUAAUCUACUAACCUAUGUCCCUUAAAUUAAACAAAAAAAAAAACAAGUUUUAAGUGACUGGAAAUACGUACACAUAUCCUGCCGUAACUAUUCUUGCCACACUCAAGGAAAAUGCACAUUUAUUACAAGUUUGGAUUGUUCCUGAUAUUCAUACUCAGCAUAAGUGCGCCCUUUACAAAAGCAGCUCCAUCAAACGUGUCUUAUGACAAUAACGACGACUAUUAUGAGGAAUAUUAUGAUGAGAAUGGUCUAGAGCAAAAAGAUAACCUAACAGUAAAAACAACUGAUAUGGAAAGCAGGAUUUCGACGACAAUUAGAACUAUUAUCGUUAUUCCAACAACAAAAAGGAUAUUAGUUUCAUUAAACAAUUAUACAACUAGCAGUCAGGUGUUGGAGCCCAAAUGUCCCAAAGACUGCCACUGCUUGGAUAACUUUAAGCGCAUACUGUGCAAUGGCCUUGGUUUGACGAGAGUGCCAAAAAACCUUCCAACUACAACACUAUUCAUCGAUUUAAGCCAAAACAAUAUUGGAGAAUUACAUAUUGAAGAUUUCGUAAAUAUUUCUAAAGUUCGUGAAAUCAAUUUAAGUUAUAAUCAACUAAAAUUUAUUGAUAAAUCGAUAUUUGAGAGCUUAAUUAAUUUACAACGACUUCAGCUAACAGAUAAUAAACUAAGACAAAUCGAGCCAGCAGCUUUCUCCGGCACAAGUAAUUUAAUUGAUCUGGAUUUAAGUAACAAUUCUAUAUUGUUAAAAAACGAUGGCCCAUUCCUCAUUCGACCUGGCUUAAUUAAAUUUGCUUGUCGUAAUUGCAGUUGGACUGAAUUCUCUGAUGAUACAUUCUCAGGAUUAGCCAGUUUGCAGUCUCUAAAAUUGGAUUUAAAUAAUUUUUAUAAGAAAAUCAAUGUUAAAGCUUUUUCACCGCUGCAGAAUGUUACUAGAUUGUGGUUGCCUGAUUUGGAAGCAGAGAGUGUGACAGAACUGUGUAAUUUAUUAACAGCUAUUGACAAUAUAAAGUUCGGGCACUUUGAAAUCAGUUGCUUUGAAUUAGUACUAGGCACUUCAUUUAAUGACAGCAUUGUGGUAACGGAUCCACCAUUCAUUCAAACGGAAAUACCACGAGUACCUAAUGAAGUACCACAAUUAGCAGUUACUGGUGGUUCGGUGCAAGCAAAGGAAACAACGGAAGAAAUCAGUACUAAGAUUAAAUAUGCAAAUGUGACUACUAAAAUACCAACAACGAAAACAAAAUCGUCAAAUCCAAAAGAGAUCAAAAUAGAAGUCUUAGAAAAUAAAAUGGAAGGUAUCAAUGUCCACUCAAAUUUCACAAAUUCUACGACUGCGAGUAGAAUGGAAGAUGAUAUUAACAUUAAGAAAAUGUCGGUCAUACUAACAGGUAACGCUUCAACUAUCUUAAAUAAUAUAGUAAAUACCAGUGUCGAGCAAAACGAAAUCAAAACUUCGGUUAAAACAAAUAACACCGUCACAGGACAUAUAUCCCAGGAUAUGGUAAACAUACUGCUUAUAUGUAUUAUUAUUAUAGCAAUUGUUGGCAUUAUCAUUGGUAUAAUUUGCCGAAAGGAUGUUGGUGGAAUCAAAACUAAAUGUUGUCGAACAAAGAAACCGGAUCAAAAAGAUCAAGUACAUCCCCCUGAAGAAAUUCCACUAAAUAAACUAUCAUAAAUACAGGGCCUAAUCAAUAAGAAACAGUUCUUAAUUUUUCAUUAAAACAAUAAGCGAAGAGCAAAUAAUUUAACUUCCAACAGAUAAAUAUUUCAAAUAUAUUUAGUAUGUAGUAAUAACUGUAAUGAUAAGAUCUAAGUAAUCAUAUUUGAUGUACCCGUUAGCGAUAUUAUAAUUAAUAUGAUAAGUUUAGUAUAUCAUUUUCCAAAUAACUUCUUAACGCAUGUUCUUGUACUCAAAAAUACAACGUUAAGAUUCCUAGUCGCAUUCAGAAAUAUUUGUAAAAUUUACGCACAAUACACGAACAACCACAUGUACAUAUGUAAUACGGCAGGUAUCAGCAAAAGGAUUAUUUGUUUUCCAAAUACAUACACAUUUAUAAUAGUAAACAUUAAUAUUAAUAAAAAAAAAUAUAUUAUAUGUAUAAUAAAAUUCUGAAUAUUAUAAAAUUUCAUAUGCUCCCGAAA
This is a messenger RNA of Bactrocera dorsalis (oriental fruit fly), 2761 nucleotides long. Its product is annotated as slit homolog 2 protein. The record is from RefSeq and is a predicted model, not a curated record. The coding region runs from base 726 to 2294 and encodes 522 amino acids. NCBI's taxonomy places the organism in Eukaryota, Metazoa, Arthropoda, Insecta, Diptera, Tephritidae. Gene Ontology annotation, cellular component: voltage-gated potassium channel complex. The transcript has 7 exons. Gene Ontology annotation, molecular function: transmembrane transporter binding; voltage-gated potassium channel activity; potassium channel activator activity.